Messenger RNA from Cornus florida, 864 nucleotides. RefSeq lists its product as uncharacterized. The record is from RefSeq and is a predicted model, not a curated record. The transcript has a single exon. Lineage: Eukaryota; Viridiplantae; Streptophyta; Magnoliopsida; Cornales; Cornaceae. Bases 1 to 864 code for a protein of 287 amino acids.
AUGGCGGUCUUAUACAGGGUCCCCAUUCUUCUCUUUGUUCUCUCUCUCUUACUUCUUCAUGGGUAUGCACACAAAAGUGCUGGUGAUGGUGGAGAAGCCCCUGAUGCUGAUGAAGAGAAAGGGACAGAUUUUUCUAAUGUUAAAAAGUCGAAUAAUGUUGAAGCAGCCAAAAAUGAAGCUGGGACAGAUUUUUCUAAUGCUAAGAAGUCCAAUAAUGUUGAAGCAGCCAAAAAUGAAGCUGGGACAGAUUUUUCUAAUGCUAAGAAGUCGAAUAAUGUUGAAGCAGCUAAAAAUGAAGCUGGAACAGAUUUUUCUAAUGCUAAGAAGUCCAAUAAUGUUGAAGCAGCUAAAAAUGAAGCUGGGACAGAUUUUUCUAAUGCUAAGAAGUCAAAUAAUGUUGAAGCAGCUAAAAAUGAAGCUGGAAUAGAUUUUUCUAAUGCUAUGAAGUCCAAUAAUGUUGAAGCAGCUAAAAAUGAAGCUGGGACAGAUUUUUCUAAUGCUAAGAAGUCCAAUAAUGUUGAAGCAGCUAAAAAUGAAGCUGGGACAGAUUUUUCUAAUGCUAUGAAGUCGAAUAAUGUUGAAGCAGCUAAAAAUGAAGCUACAGGGACAGAUUUUUCUAAUGCUCUGAAGUCGAAUAAUGUUGAAGCAGCUAAAAAUGAAGCUGGGACAGAUUUUUCUAAUGCUAUGAAGUCGAAUAAUGUUGAAGCAGCUAAAAAUGAAGCUACAGGGACAGAUUUUUCUAAUGCUAAGAAAUCAAAUAAUAUUGAAGCAGCUAAAAAUGAAGCUACAGGGACAGAUUUUUCUAAUGCUAAGAAGUCGAAUAAUGUUGAAGCAGCUAACAAUGCAGAUCCAUUAAAGUAUUAA